Prinia subflava (tawny-flanked prinia) is the source of this 1490-nucleotide messenger RNA. It is a transcript of the gene INHBB, whose product is annotated as inhibin subunit beta B. The record is from RefSeq and is a predicted model, not a curated record. The transcript has 2 exons. Gene Ontology annotation, molecular function: cytokine activity; growth factor activity. The coding region runs from base 147 to 1325 and encodes 392 amino acids. Gene Ontology annotation, cellular component: extracellular region. Lineage: Eukaryota; Metazoa; Chordata; Aves; Passeriformes; Cisticolidae.
CCCCCCUGCGCGGAGCGGUUGCGGCCCCCCAGCUUGGCUGCCACCGCCCCCUCCGCGCCGCGGAGCGCUCGGAGCGGCGCUGCCUGCAGACGGGCUCCCUGCGGCGCUCCGGGGCGGCCCCCAGCUCGGCCCCCCGCUCCUCCGCCAUGGACGGGGCGGCUCGCCGGGGGGUGCUGGCCGCGCUGCUGGCCUGCGGGCUGCUCCUGCUGGGCGCCGCGGCCACCCCGACCCCGCCGGCCCCCGCCGGCGGCUCCCCGCAGGACACAUGCACCUCCUGCGGCUUCCGGCGGCCCGAGGAGCCGGGCAAGGUGGACGGGGAUUUCCUGGAGGCGGUGAAGAGGCACAUCCUGAGCCGGCUGCAGAUGCGGGACCGGCCCAACAUCACGCACGCCGUGCCCAAGGCGGCCAUGGUCACGGCGCUGCGCAAGCUGCACGCCGGCAAGGUGCGGGAGGACGGCCGCGUGGAGAUCCCCAGCCUGGACGGGCAGGCGAGCGCCGGGCCCCCGGCCCACGACCCGGUCUCCGAGAUCAUCAGCUUCGCCGAGACAGACGAUCUGGCCUCAUCUAGAGUCCGCCUCUAUUUCUUCAUCUCGAAUGAAGGGAACCAGAACUUGUUUGUCGUUCAAGCCAGCCUGUGGCUUUACUUGAAGCUGCUUCCAUAUGUCUUAGAGAAAGGCAGCAGGCGAAAAGUAAGAGUCAAAGUCUAUUUCCAAGACCCGGACACUAGCAACAAGUGGAAUGUGGUUGAAAAGAAAGUUGAUCUCAAAAGAAGUGGUUGGCACACUUUUCCCAUGACAGAGGCGAUCCAGGCUCUGUUUGAGAGGGGAGAAAGGAGACUGAACUUGGAUGUUCAAUGUGAGGGCUGUGAAGAGUAUUCAGUGCUGCCAAUUUAUGUGGACCCCGGGGAGGAAUCCCACCGGCCUUUUUUAGUGGUGCAAGCCCGCCUCGCCGAUAACAAACACAGGAUCCGGAAAAGAGGCCUGGAGUGCGAUGGCAGGACCAAUCUAUGUUGCAGGCAACAGUUUUACAUUGACUUUAGACUCAUUGGGUGGAAUGACUGGAUCAUAGCACCAUCAGGUUACUAUGGGAAUUACUGUGAAGGGAGCUGCCCGGCCUACUUGGCCGGUGUCCCGGGGUCGGCUUCCUCUUUUCACACCGCUGUCGUGAAUCAGUACCGAAUGCGGGGGCUGAACCCGGGCACCGUGAACUCCUGUUGCAUUCCAACCAAACUUAGCACAAUGUCAAUGCUGUACUUUGAUGAUGAAUACAACAUUGUGAAAAGGGACGUUCCCAAUAUGAUUGUGGAAGAAUGUGGUUGUGCUUGAUUUAAGGUGUGUUUUGGGGGGGAGAGAGAGAGAGAGGGAGAGAGAGAGAGAAACAUUCCUGUACAAGAUGGUGUUGGAGGAAGUUUCACUGUGUAUCCAGGCAUCAGUGUUGGAAAGUCACUGUGGAAAAGUUUGACAAAAAAAAAAAAAAAAAGAAAAAAAUAA